AUAACAGGAGAUCAACUCAUCAACUUCUGGUAAAGAACCUGAGCUGAAGAUGGGCAUCUCAAGUGCUCUAGAAUGGUGGGACGAGUGGCAACUGCGAAUCCUCGUUCUCUCGAGCCUCUUCGUCUACUACAUUCUCAACUUUUCUUUCACGGUGCGUCGUCUUCCCGAGCUUCGCAGGUUGAAAGUGGUCAUAUGGAUCGCUUACAUAGGCAGCGAUGCCCUGGCGAUCUACGCCCUGGCCACCCUCUUCAACCGGCACAAGGAGCAGACGACGACGACAACCUCCAGGGCACUGGAGGUCAUGUGGGUACCUGUCCUCCUCAUCCACCUCGGCGGCCAUCAGACGAUAAGUGCUUACAGCCUUGAAGACAAUGAGCUCUGGAAGCGGCAUGUAAUAACCUUUGUGUCUCAGGUCACGGUCGCGUUGUAUGUCUUCUGCAAGUGGUGGUCCGGUGAGAAGAGGUUACUCCAGGCGGCGGUCUUGCUAUUCGUCAUUGGCAUCCUCAAAUUCAGCCAGAAGCCAUGGGCCCUGAAGACAGCUUGCUUCAACAGCAUGCUGGACUCUGUUUGUGUGGACCUGAACCAAGGAACACGGGGGGAGGAGCAAGACCUUAGCCUUGAAAAAUAUGUAAGUAAAGCAAAGGAGUGUGUGUUGGAGGACAUAAAGGAAACAGCGCAGGCAGAAAAACUCAGUGACAUCACUGAGAUUAUCAAUAGGGAGCGAAGUAUCACUGAUUACACCAAAAACAUGUUCAUCGACAUGUCUGCUCCAUACCCUGUUCGGCUUAGCGAGCUACGAUCCUUCAUGCAGCUCGAUGAGGACAAUGCUCAUAACAGGUUGCAGCAUUGCCUCGCAAUAAUAUUUGGGCUCCUAUACAGCAGAAUGGGGUCAGCUAUGACCCCUCUUGGUAUCUUGUUAUCGAUUCCGAUUCCAUCCAUCACCAUUGCAUCUGUGGUGCUUUUGGCCAAGAGCAGCAUGGAUGGUUACCCCAAGAACGAUGUUAGGGUGACGUACAUCCUCUACUGGGGCAACGCUAUCAUGGAGUUCUUGCCUUUAUUCUUGACCUACCUGUACCUGCCUUUCAAAUGUUGCCGCCCAAUGUUCUCAGGCAGAUGGCAUGACAUGGUUUCCCAGUGCAGCCUCAUGUCCUUCUCUGCUCGCGAGAGGAAGCCCACCAUCCUGAUGAAGCUUGCUAUCUUCAGCUCUCUCAGAGAAUACCUGAACAUGCACUGGUACAUUAAGCAGGAGCCAGAGGCACGCCAGAUUACUGGCCUGGUUCGCCAGCACGUGAAAGAUGGGUGGAAGCAAGAUAUCAAAGACGCCGAUGGAUAUAUGAGAUUCAACAACAUGAGUACAUUUGAUACUCAGCUGGGGCAUCUUGGGUGGAGCUCCAGUGUGCCAUUUGACCAUAGCGUCCUUCUCUGGCACAUGGCUACGGACCUCUGCUUUUACUACCCAGUAGAGUUCCCUCAAGGAGAACAGGAAGAGGAGGAAACUCGACAGAGAAGCAGAAGCAGCAGAGUGAUAUCCAACUACACAUGGUCUACCUCCUCUCCGCCCGUCCUGAGAUGCUAA
Messenger RNA from Lolium perenne, 1576 nucleotides. RefSeq lists its product as uncharacterized. NCBI's taxonomy places the organism in Eukaryota, Viridiplantae, Streptophyta, Magnoliopsida, Poales, Poaceae. The record is from RefSeq and is a predicted model, not a curated record.